Plasmopara halstedii is the source of this 720-nucleotide messenger RNA. RefSeq names its product Phox homologous domain. The transcript has a single exon. Bases 1 to 720 code for a protein of 239 amino acids. Gene Ontology annotation, molecular function: phosphatidylinositol binding. Lineage: Eukaryota; Oomycota; Peronosporomycetes; Peronosporales; Peronosporaceae. The record is from RefSeq and is a predicted model, not a curated record.
AUGACGAUUGUGUCGACUGUCGCAUGCAGCACGCCAAUCAUCAAUUUUUCCUGUUAUUACCGUAAACGUGCAGCCUCGGUGGAGCUUCCUGAGUCCACAGCAUGGCUAGAACACCUUCAGCUUAAUUUGACUACUGUCAUCAAUGCUAGUUCUUCCACCGCAAACACCAGAGUGCAGUACAAGGUGCAAGCGAGCUUUACGCCUCCUUGUUGUCAAGACUCAGAGCUGGUAUGGUCAGUCACUCGCCCCUUUGAAGCCUACAGGCGUUUUCGCAAGCAUUUGCUACGCCGUCUUCAGCCGGGUCACGUAUGCCGUGCCGAGUGUAAAUGGCUAUACGCAGUAAUGAAGAAUCACUUUCCGAAACCCAAAUUAUUUGCAGCAUAUUCACCUCGUACGACAGAGGCUAGACGGCAGGCGCUUGUACGUAUGCUACGUACACUUCAUGCUUCGUUAGUUAAUCGUGGCAACCAGGGCUGCAAAGUGCUCGUGCGCAGCGUCCGUAUGGAGUUUACCAAAUUUAUAUUGGGGGAAAAUGAGCCACCUUCAAUGGCAAUGGCGGAUAGCCGCCGUAGCUCCGACGAGACGACACGCGAAUCUUCCGCUAGUUUUAUGUCCAAGAGCAGCAACGACGAAGACGAUACCAAUAAGCUUUCACCAUUUCACGAAACUUUCAAAUUCAGACGAAGCAGGGGAUAUUGUAAGUCAGAGUCUGGUCAGUGA